CGUCUGCCGCGCCCGCUUCUCCUCUCUUCUCCUCUCCUCCGCUCGCCUCUCCUCUCCUCUCCCCGCCGCCUCAGCGCGGCUCCGCCGCCGCCAAGACGCCGCGGGCCGUGCUCCGAGUGAAGAAUGGGGCGGCCAAGCUCGCCAAGCCGCCCGCGGCCGCGGGCGAGACCCCCGGCGGCGCCCCCGGCCCCGGGCUCUUCAUGGAGCGGUCGCAGAGCCGCCUCAGCCUCUCCGCCUCCUUCGAGGCCCUGGCCAUCUACUUCCCCUGCAUGAACAGCUUCGACGAGGAGGACGCGGAUGGUGACGGUCGGAGGCUGAAAGGAGCCAUCCAGAGGAGCACAGAGACCGGCCUGGCCGUGGAAAUGCCCAGCAGGACCGUCCGUCAAGCCAGCCACGAGUCCAUCGAGGACAGCAUGAACAGCUAUGGCUCCGAGGGAAACUUGAAUUUCAGUGGAGUCCAUCUGGCAUCUGCUGGGCAGUUUAGUGACUUCCUGGGGAGCAUGGGCCCUGCACAGUUUGUUGGCCGUCAGACCCUGGCCACCACCUCGAUGGGGGACGUAGAAAUUGGCUUGCAAGAGCGAAAUGGGCAGCUUGAAGUGGAUAUCAUUCAGGCUCGAGGACUGACACCAAAACCCGGCUCCAAAACACUGCCAGCUGCUUACAUCAAAGCUUACCUGCUGGAGAAUGGCGUGUGCAUCGCGAAAAAGAAGACAAAGGUGGCUCGCAAGUCGUUGGACCCUUUGUACAAUCAGGUGUUAAUGUUUGCUGAGAGUCCCCAGGGCAAAGUAUUACAGGUGAUAGUCUGGGGAAACUAUGGACGCAUGGAGCGCAAGCACUUCAUGGGAGUCGCCAGGGUUCUCCUGGAAGAACUGGAUUUGUCAACUUUAGCGAUCGGCUGGUACAAGCUCUUCCCAACUUCCUCGAUGGUAGAUCCCACUACAGGCCCGCUCCUGCGUCAGUCCUCACAGCUUUCCCUGGAGAGCACAGUGGGACCCUGCUGUGACAGGUCUUAGUGAGUAAGGAAGGGGGAACUGCUUUUGUUUUUUAAACAUGCUGUCAAGGUUUUGUUUGCUGGAACUCUGACCUCAAGCGCAAUGCAUGUUCAAUCAGUUCUUGUGGAGCUGGAAGAGGAGGAUAAACCAGUGACCUUAGACAGAAGACGAGGGGGAGGGCGCCGUGCCCUCUCUGUCCGAGGAGGAGGUGCCAUGGGGCAUGAGUCCUAGUUGUCAAAUUAGACAUACACCUCUUGUUUCACUUCUCUCGCUGUCAUUCUUGGACCCUUGUUUCAGAUCAAUAUUAACCCUGGAAAGUUGCAGCAUUCGAAAGAAUUCGGGGGGAGUAAGGAAUGAAUUUCUCUUAGCUGUGCGUCUUAGAAAUUUCUGAUAUGAGUUCUUUCACGAGAAAGUACCUGAAAAAUUUAGAGCUCGUUGUCCGGCCUGAAAAGAGCAGAAACAGAAAGUUUAAGAGGAAGCAUUAGGUCUUUUUGUAAUGCCUUUCUUUCUGAGAGGAAGAAGAAGAAAGAAAUCUGCAACUCUUUCUUUAGAAUCAGUUCCCUGUCACUGAGUCAUGUUAGCUGUAACACUGUCAUUGCUGUGUUUUCAAACUGUGCCAAAUUACCAGCAAGUGUCUUUACUGCAUUACGUGUCUAACACUGCUGAUGAAGUAUACUUGGUGGGAGAACAAGUAGCGCCUACUUAGAGCAGACAGUUUAAACAGAGUUCGAGUUUAGCAGGCUAAUUAACCGCAAUUUUGCUCAGAAAAAAACCCCAAAACGCUAGAAGUGGGAGCUGAACAUCACACUUGCAGCUUGAGGUGUUUUGUAUUGUCAGAUGAGACAUUUCUGCAAUUUGCUGACUCCCUUAUUUGUUGCUGUGCAUCCUUCUGUCACAAUGUCUUGCAUCUCCUGCUUUUUUCCCCUCAUCUCCUUGAUACUGGUACAUAUCUGCUGGAGAUGCUGCCCUUCCUUCCCAGACCUGAAACAGGACUGUUUUAUUCUGCCAUGGGAGAGGAAAUGAGGGCUUCUGGGGGUGCAGGAGAAAGAAACCUCAGUUUGCCAUCUGAGAAGAAGGUGCUGGAGAGCCCACGACCUUCCUUGUGGAGAGAGGGGAGCUUUAGGCAGUGUUGGUACUACGCAGACAUUGUCCAGUGUCCUGCAAGAGACGUGAUCCCCAGAGUGCAGAGAGGUGGUGGGUGAGGAAUGUGAUGACACAGUGAUCACAGCACACGUGUUCUGUUCCUUAAAUGAGUAAAGCACAUUUGCUGAGCUCUGGCAGCUGCUGCCAGCAGAGCCACGUGCCGGAGGAAGUGUGCUGGAUCCUUCAGACAAUUGAAUUACCCAGAAUCACAGAGAAUCUCCAAAGAUUUUCUGUUGAUAGCUCUGUUUUGGCUAGGUUUUGUCUUAGUUCCUAAAUGAGGAUUUGAUGACUGCUGUCCCAGAAUAAGCUUUUGGAGGUGUUUUACUUUGUGGUUCAAAAGUGAAGGUCCCGUGUCCCGUGUAGGAAUGAGCAGAUUCUUGGCCUGUCCUAGAGAAAUACUGAGCAUUUAUUUCUGCAUGUGGACCUCAGCUUUUUUAGAGUAAAAGCAUGAGUGUUGAGUGGAUGGUAAAAGCGGUUGCUUUUGGUCCUAGCUUGUCUGUGGCAUUUUAAAUUAUUUUGAGAUAAAAUACAGGAUAGAUGCAAAAAAUUAUAUAGGCCUUACAAUAAUCUGUAAAGAAUUAUAUAAUAUAAAGGAAAGGGAAGGAGGACGAGGGACAUAGAAUGACUAGGUUUUUGAGUCUUCAGUGGCAAAAGCCUCAACGUUUCAGAUAAAUAUCUUAAUUUCCUUGAUUCAAUGUGUCUCUGGCCUCUCACUAAUUAUUUUUUCUAAUCGUAUUAGACAAUUUCUAUAUAUUAGCUGAAGAAAGUUUGUUGCAUGCUGGUCAAACUAUGUUGUGGCGCUCUCUCUUUUAUUUUUAUUUUUGAAGAAGAAGCACAUUUACUGUAAUUCAAGUCGGCAUCUUUUCCUCUUGGUAUGUAGUGAGUACUAGGCAAUAUUGUACAAUAUGUGUAUGAACUAGAAUAGAUUAGGUAGAUUUAGUGGUUUGUAGCACUGGAUCUUUUAAUAACUAUGACUUUUAAAGGACUGUGGGGAGCUCCAGGUACAUGGCACACCUGGCAGCAGGGCUUCUGUCUUAAAUUAUGCCGAAAGCUUUGUAUUGGAACUCAGCUUGGACAUUGUCUACCAGUAAGAGCUAAGUUAAUCCUGAGUUUCCUGCGUCCAGUAAGAUGAAUGCAGCGUUUCUGCAGUUUUUAAUGGGGAGUAAGAGACUAUACAUGCCAAAAAUAUUUCCCCAGAAAACUUUGUUUAACGACUGUCUGUCAAAAAGCUCGGUUCCUGUGUGCCUGGCAGAUGCAAAGUGUCUCUGUUUCCUGCCCCCUCUGAAAGCUCUGCAGGCUCAGUGAUGAUCAAUUUAGUUACCACAGGACUCCUGAGCACCGAGGACUAUCUUCCAUCUGGUUUUAAUCAUGCUGAAAGGUCACUGUCAGGGUAAAAUAAAGAAGUUCUAGUUGUGUUAUUUUUGUCAACAUCUCCAAUUCUGUAAUUUGGAGGCAGUUUCACAGUCUGCUCCGUCCUAUUUUCUUCUGCAUUUUUUACGUGGUUGACUGUGGUCCAGUGCUUCUCGCUUUUGUUUUACUCACUCCAAGUCCUGCUUCUCCCCAGUAAGUGAACACUGCAACCCCUGGCUGCCAAGCACAGCACAGUCUGUGAGCUGGCGAGUGCAGGUGAGCUUCCUUCCCAAAGCAGGCUCACAGGAGCCCUUCUGCGGGUGCCCACGGGACACAGAGUGAGGCCAGGGGAGUUGCACGGUACCCUGCAGUUGAAAUUCUUGCUUCACUCAUCCGCGUGAUUCCUGCACUGGCCAUGGUGUAGUGUAGUCAAAAAAGAACUCUUCUGGUUGCCCAUUGAUUUAAUUCAGUGUAGCAUCCGAGACAAGUCUGGAAUAGCCUAUUUUUAUAAAGCCUAACCCACUUUUCCCCAAAAAAAUUUGGCUGGCCAGUUUCUGUCUAAGGUGAUGUGAUGUGAGAGUUGGGAUUACCAGUGUGGUUGUGUAUAAAGCAGCAUUUUGCCAUAGUGAUGAGCAGCUGAAAAGUGAACUUUUGUCCCCUUUGCAAGUCCUGGCUGAGUCUUUUCCAGUGCCUGAGUCUUGCUGUUGGUUUCAAUUGGGGAGGGAGAGAGAAAGAGCAGGAGACUUAAAUAAAA
This is a messenger RNA of Hirundo rustica (Barn swallow), 4239 nucleotides long. It is a transcript of the gene RIMS4, whose product is annotated as regulating synaptic membrane exocytosis 4. The record is from RefSeq and is a predicted model, not a curated record. The transcript is spliced from 6 exons. Gene Ontology annotation, cellular component: cytoskeleton of presynaptic active zone; presynaptic membrane. NCBI's taxonomy places the organism in Eukaryota, Metazoa, Chordata, Aves, Passeriformes, Hirundinidae. Gene Ontology annotation, molecular function: transmembrane transporter binding; small GTPase binding. Gene Ontology annotation, biological process: calcium ion-regulated exocytosis of neurotransmitter; regulation of synaptic plasticity; positive regulation of synaptic transmission. The coding region runs from base 201 to 1013 and encodes 270 amino acids.